AUGACAUGUGAAAAAAUCGGUGACCCGAUCACUACCAUUAUCAACGAACCAUGUGAGCACCAUCAAGCUCUAUUCACCAACAAUCGAAUCUGGUUAUUCGGAAGAAAAUUUGUCAAUCAGCCGUCACACAACUGGGGGCAUAAUGUCGCUCUAGCCGGAACGUAUGGUGUCGCAUUUAAUAUAACAGCAAAAAAAUGGGAAACGCCACAUCAUUUCUCAGCUUUGUCAUCUGAAGAGAACGUAAGCGAGGCAUUGUUCAUCUUUAGUGGUGCAAUUCAUAUUCUGCUUUUUUCUGCUUUUGGAGAACUUGCGGUAAAAUCACUGCACAAGUGGACUGGUACAUCGUGGGAACCAGUUCAUGUUCAAAGCUUUCCUCCAGUAUGUGGUGAUAGUCUUUCGGACCAUGUGUCGCUGAUUGUGGCUGAUGGGAAGGAUGAAAAGACUAAGUACUUUGUAAGUACGGUCGGUCACACUAUGAGAGUGUCUCGCAUGAAAUCUUCGAGUGAUGGGGUUGUUGUUGAACAUUUUAUGGAUAUUCCAAGAAACGUCAUGACUUCGCCCAGUGGACAAGCUGUAUCAGCUGUUGAGACAGAUGGACGGCUGCUAUUUUUUUAUGGAGUGCACGGAUGUGGGUUCCGAUGGGAUAAUAGCCGAUUAGUAGCGUGUGAUCUGAACAAAAAGACGUGUGAGUCUGUCCAGGUUUCUGGUGAUGCGGCUCCAAAAUGGGGUUUCCUGGGUGCGCAUGCUCAUGGCCUUAAGCAUGCAGGAACGUGGAUUCAUGCAGUAGGAGCUGUUCGCUCUGGAAUGACCUCCAGUCAGUAUGACGGUAGUAUAUGGGCUCUGCAAAAUCUGACUGCGAGCCCUUCUUGGGAGCGUUUUCGAGGGGAGGUACCUGCCAGCAUGGGUACUGACGUCGCCGUCGACGACAAGGAUGGAAUCGUUUACGGUGUUGGAAAAGAAGGCGUUGGAAGAGUCAAUAUCUAA
Molecule: messenger RNA, 984 nt
Organism: Angiostrongylus costaricensis
Lineage: Eukaryota; Metazoa; Nematoda; Chromadorea; Rhabditida; Metastrongylidae
Source: the annotation of a GenBank genome assembly